Topomyia yanbarensis is the source of this 6097-nucleotide messenger RNA. RefSeq lists its product as uncharacterized. Lineage: Eukaryota; Metazoa; Arthropoda; Insecta; Diptera; Culicidae. The transcript has 8 exons. The coding region runs from base 1582 to 2994 and encodes 470 amino acids. The record is from RefSeq and is a predicted model, not a curated record.
GCGCUCGAGUCAGUUGCUAUUCGGCAUUCGGCACUAUAACAGCUUUUGGCUUUCGAGAGCGGUCUCCGGUACCGGUUUUUUUGUCUUAUUUUCUUGAACGGUUAGCAAAGUGUAGUUUGGAAGUUUUCUGGCAGCAUCAGCUGACUGGCGGUCGGUUCGCGUUUUCGAUCAGUGCUAAUUUUCACGCAGUGUUGCUGCUGAGAAAUAGGGUCUACUUAGAUACCAGGCGGCUCCAGUGCAGUGCUACAAAAUUCAGUGUUUUGUGACAACAAUCAUUGCGAAAAGUUUGGUUAAGCUGUGCAGCGGUACGAGGAUUUGUGAAUUUUCGAAAAAAGUGGUGAUCUAACCCAAAAAUCCUAAAGCGAAUUUGAUGCUUGCAGCGAAUUGAAGAAUUAACUGAUCGUGAGGGCGUUGCGAAGGAUACUGGUUUUGUGCAUCCAGUAACUGUUGAGCUGUCAGUUACAUGUGAGUACUGAUACGUUAAAAGGUCUUUGCUGAUUUUUUCCGCUCCAGCUGAUGCAAAGCGAAGAAAAUUUCCCCCGAUAAGAGGUGAUUGUUUCACGAGUUGAACCGAGAAGCGCGCGUAGGAGUUAUUUCUCGUUGCCUCCUUCGUGGCCCCGCUGCUGCUUCUGCUACCUAGUUAUUGCCCGAAAUUAAACAGUUCUCCCCGAGGAGCCGAGUGACCGUUGCUCGAGCCCAGCAGAGCUGGCGCCUGCCGCUUCAUUUCGGCAAUCGGCGUAGAAAAUCGCACAACGUGAAACCAAACAAAACAACAAACAUACAUCAGCGUUCGCGGUCAGUUCGUGGCCCCCGCAGUGCUCCAGUCUUGUGUAGCAAUAGUUACACCGCCGUUGCACCGAACCGCGGCCGGUGUCGUUAUCUCUAACAUCGCAUUCUACUAUACUUCUACGCCCCGCUGCCGUGUCACUGCGGAAGAUACGAGCAGCCAUUCGCCUACUGUGGUGUCAGUUGGUGUAUGGUUUAUAGAGUUGCAGUUCAUUUUCGGGAGAUUGUGCCAUUUUCGGUUUUUUGUUUGUUUGUUUAUUCGACUGAACGGGUGCCGAUUGUUUCGGGAAGCUACAGGACAUACAAUUGCAACUGGUAAACAGGCGGGGUCCAAUUUCGGAUGCCUUUGUGGUAUUCGGAGCGCACGGUACAGCUGCAGUAACCAGUCUGAAUCAGCAACCACACCAAUGUGUAUCACGCAUGAGAAAUCCAGCAACGGUUUCAACUGAACCAAUCAACCCUACCUAGAGAGGACAGAGCCACUUCAAAGGAGCUGGAAAAUCAUCAAAUAACAAUCCAACUGUAACUAGUAGAAGUACUCCAAAAGAAAAACACCAACAUUUUAAUUGAAACUACGAAGGAAACUCAUCGACGGAUUGGAUGCGAGAUUUCUCCUAAUUGGUUUCCAGGGAAAAAAAGCACGAAACCGAACAGAGGACGAAGAUCUGACCGGUCCUAUUGUUGAUUCGUAGUGCGGACGAUUGCGUUCAAAUAUUGCACCAAAUGAAAGUACUUCGAGUAUAGUCGGCAACUGUUGGAAAUAAGUAUAAUAUAGUGUAAUUUAGAGAAGCAGAAAUGCAUUCAAACAGCAAACAGAUGAACAGCGCGGCAGCAGUGAUAAUUGCUCUGGCCGUUUUACCCAGUCUGCUUCUGGUUGGCGCCCAGCAGCAACAUCAGCACACCCUGGUCGAUUCCGAGGUCCAAGCGCAGGGACUGGCCCCGAACAGGGGUGAACAGAUCUCGGCCCGGCGCUUCAAACGGAUGUACGCCAUGUGUCCGCCGCAUUUUUUCCGCAUCGGCAACGAGUGCUACUACAUCUCCCAGAACAAACAAAACUGGCUGGACGCUCACUUUGAGUGUAAGGAUCGUAACAGCAAGCUGGCGGAACCGAUGAAAUACGAUGACAAAAACCUGCGAAAGUUUCUGCUGAUGUCAAAGGAGAAAAAUUACAUCUGGAUCGGUGGUAAUUACAACUGGCGGACGAACAAGUGGCAGUGGGGCUACAACGGGAAGGACAUAGGAUAUCAAUCCUUCAGCCAAAUGGUGCCAGGGAGCAGCCAGGACCUGAAAUAUCACUGUGCAGUGCUUAACCCUGACCUCAAAUUCAGAUGGUCAGCGAAGCUAUGCACAGAAAAACAGAGCUUUAUCUGCCAGCACAAAAUGCCGUUCGUGAACAGCCACAGCCGGACCAAGGUGUACAACCGGUGGAAUGCUACCUUCCCGAACGAAAUGGCCAACGAGGUGGAGGUGGUGGUAGCCGAUCAACCCCGGAGCAGCCGGCAGAAGGAUUACUACAGCACGAACAACAACAAAAACAACAGCAACACGAUCACCCCAACAGGACUGUACAGCCGGUUCAAGGUCAUGAAGAACUCAAACAGAACCCUGCGAAUCCGACCCUCCCGUCGCCGCAUUGUAAACCGCAACAAACUUCUCCCGAAUAACGACUACAUUAGCAAUGACAUCUACCGCCAACCGAUCGUUGAGUACGUCCAAGACUCUGCCAACGACCUCAAUUCGAUAAACGGGAACGGUCACCGCAAUGGACACGGUUCUACCUUCCAGGCAGGAUUCAACGUGGACAUUCACCGCCAGCGACCCAACAAGAGCAAGCACAACCGGUUGAAUGAUGUCACCACAGAUCACCGCCCGCAUCAGCAUCGUCACCAUCUGGGAGAUCCGUAUGGUAAACCAGCGACUAGAGAGCCGACAACAAUGAUGACAACAACGACGACGACGACGACGACGACCACAACGACAACUGCACCUCCGGAAACGCUUCCAACGGAAGCACUACAGAUGGUCACUGGCAAAUCAUUUACAGCAGACUAUCAACAACUGUCGCCCGCUGAAAAGAAAGCACGUCGGCUUAAACUCCGGGAACGACUCGCCCGGCUAUCGGACGAAGAACGCGAUAAGUUCUUCACCGAGCGUGCCAAGCGAAAACGGUCCAAACAGAUACGAGCCAGAAAUGAAACCAUUCCGUAAGUUCUCUGCCAUGGCAGAUUUGAAGAGAAGCAGAGGGAAGUAGAUUGUUGUGCAAAGAUUAGAGCGUAUGUUUCACCAGGGUCCACCCCGUCCCCCCUCGCCCCCAACAGGGUGGUUCAGGUGUCCCUCAACGAAGAUUGACCAAUCUUACAAACCAAGUUAGGAAAGUUAGGAUAAAAGUAAGCGGUUCCUAAGUCUAUUACUGUAUACUCGUAAGAAAUGAUUUCCUUCUAGCACUCAACAAUCGAAGUUUUAAAGAAAACAUUGUAACACACACAUAUCCUUCCUUUCUCUAGAUAUGCGAGGAAACUGCUAUAGCUGAGCGUAAUCUUCAAUCUAGAUCUUAGUUCUAUCGUAUGAUCUUUGUGACGCUUUCAUUUGUUCAAUUUAACGCCUUUGUAUGUUUCGUUGUAGAUGUGUAAACACCCUUUUCUUUAUUAAAUAUCUUAGAAUUACGAUGAAUCCCAAUAGACGAAAUACUACUUUCCCAGUUAAAUUAUGUGUAACUAUAAAGAUUAUUUUUACAAAAAAAAUGAGUGAAUGAAAACAAUGUGAACCAACAGUCAUUAUUCGAUAAGUUCAAUUUAUCUAAUUCGAAUGUACUUUUUCGGCAAAUACCGCACAAAAAGCAAUCAAAGAUUAGCAGCUUAACUCACAAACAGCAACAACAGAAAAGUUCGAGUCUAACGAUUAGAAGUAAAAACAACCUCGACAGGAGUUUGACAUCCCUGCUUCGGAUUAGACGACCGUAGGUCGAAGAGGCAGCACACUAUGUAGAAACGAAAAUCUUCCUGUAGAAUUGUACUUCUACGAAAAUCACUUCGCCAACCAGUUAAAUAGGAAUGGAAAUGAAGAACAAUGUAUAUCGACAUUUUGCCAUAUUAAAAUUAAGUUCUACUACCAGCCAAAUCAAGCUGCAAUGAAGAAAAUAAAAAUGCUGUUGAUAGCCUGUAGGAAUUAACCAACAACUCGAAUCAAGCUAAUUUAAAUAUGUUGCCAAUUUUUUCUCAAAUUAUAUAAACAUUGCAUUGAGCGCAGCGAACUGUAAGCAAUAGCUUAAGCUAAGAGCGGCUGAGUUGUGGAUGGUAGCAGAUGUAGAAUCUUGAUUACGCUGCCUGCUCAUAGAUGGCGUUAGGAUGUGUUUAAGCCACUAUGAACACGUCUCUAGUACAGCGAACAUUUCUCCCUAACCAUAAUCAGGUAAGGUUUUGUGCAUAGAUUAAUGUUGACAAGCGACAAAUUUAUGGAAAAUGUAUGGUAUAUCUAUUGGAAGCUUAAUAUGGUCACUAACGCCAUCUAUGAGCAAACUGCUGAUUUAAGCUUAUACACAGUGUUUUACUUGCCAAAACGUGGGAUAAAUGUUUCACUCGAAAACAGGAAACUAUACUUCGAUGAUGUCUUCUGUGUUGUUUACAGAUGCUCCAAAAUCAUACUGCUUAGUUUCAGUGAUUAAUCUCCCUAAAAGUGAGAUACUUUUAACAUGUUUAAAUUGUGAAACUCAAGCUGAAGUAUUCAUAGAUGUCUUGCAAACAACUUUGCAGAAGACGAUAAAUCUUUCAUGCUCCCGAAGUCAUUGGUCGUUGUUUGUAUAUGAUCACUAUAAAAACUUUUUUUUCUCAACUUCUCAAAUAUUGUAACUGUAGGAUUGGUAUGUUAUAGUAUAUUGUUUAUGUUAAUGUGAUACACAUUUCGAAGUAAUUGUAUAUUUUUGAUACCGGUUUUAGUUACAAAUAGAAGCUAAAUAUCAAUAGCAUAAAUCGUAAUGCAUUUCAUGUGUCUAACAGUUAUAAAAUAUUUAAAAAUGCUAUUGUUUUUCGAAUAAAACACCAUAAAUUAGAAAGUUCUCGAGAUCGGAUUAUUAUGUGUUCAUGAAAGUAGUGAAUUUUUGCCUUCGUGGACAUGCCAGACUCGUAACAAUGGCGUUUGAAAAGAUAUGGAGAAGAAUUGUUUAGUCACAUAUCUGCCCAUGAUCGUAAAUCAGUCCCAUAAAGAUAGGAAAUCCCAUAGAAAACGGGACAAAUAUGCGAUCAUGGGCAAAUAUAUGGAGUUAAAACUUUAAAAAAAAAUCGAAUUGGUGUCUUCAACAAACAUGUUCGUCAAAGCAAUCUUCACAACUUUGUCGAAGACUUCCGCUUAUUGCAUUUGUCCAAAAAUAUUCGAUUGUAAAAUUUCACUUUCAGGGGAAUUAAUCACUGAAAAAUCUGCAUCAGAAGAAAACGUUUGAUUUUUUUAUAACUGUACCGACGUGAAAUCAGUUGUUUCAAUGCAAACAAUUAACCAUUACUUAAUUAAGUUUAAUUAUUAUGAAAAUACAGAAGUUUUGUAGAAACAAAUCGCUUUUACUGUUGCGAACAUUUUUACAGAAUAUUCCAAACGAUAUAUAGUUAUAUUGGUAGGGAAUAACUAAAAAAAUAAAAGCAAUAGCGUUAAAACGACAGAAGAUAAAGACUUCUCGACAAACACGUCAAAUGGUCCUAAGUGCAAAGGAGAGCUUCUCUUUGUUUACUUUCUCUUUUAAUUAUUACGGCGUCAUCUUAAAACUUUUCAAUAUUGUUGCAGGAUAUAUCGAAAAACUCUGAUUUCGACUAGCUUAUUCUGCUAAGAGUUGAGUAACAAACGUAUAAACUGCGGAGUUAUUAGCGAAAGAGAUAGCAAAUAAAGAGAAACUGUAAUUUGCACUUAGGACCAUUUGACAUGUAUGGCUAGACUUGUUGUCUUCAGCAAAGUUCUUUGCCGCACAACCUUAUCGAAGACAUCAUCUUAUCAUAAAUGAUUAUCUGGAAGUUAAUAAACAAGUCUAAUUUUUAGAUUAUUCAUUAAAAUAACAGCACCAUACGAAAGAGCUUAUAACCUUCACAAAAUUCAUCUGAAGAUGUCAUUGACUCAACGAUUUUGGCAAAAACAAAGAAACACUGUGCGUAGGUGAGAAGCUAAACACAGGGUCGAAGUAGGACAGAUUAAGACGAUUGAACAGAGUACAUUUGCGGACGGUAUUUUGGCCGGGUUAAGAUCAAGGUAGCUGAAAUGUGAGGGUUUUAACUGUAGCGAAUGAAUGGAAAGCAAUGAAAUGAGAUUUCAAAUAAUAAAGUCUUAGCAGAGCGUU